CCUGCCACGUGCAAUCGACAAGAAGAAGAGCCAGAAGAAGAAGAAGAGAAAUGGGUGGAAAGACAAAACAAGCGCCGCGCACCAAAAAUAAUGCAAAGCCCUCGAGCAGCAGCCGUACCGCCGAGCUGCUGGGCAGCUCCACGCCCAUUUUCGUGGGCUUCUCGGCGCAGGCGGAUGGCGGUGGCCUGGUGCCAUUUGCCCCGGGAUUCGCCAGUGCCGAACAAAUGCCCGAUAGCUUCGACGCGGCCAUCAGCCCCCAGACACAGAUCAUUCUGCGCAAGCUAUCAAAGAAGGACCCCAUGACCAAGAAGAAGGCGCUGCAGGAGCUGCACGAACUGAUCGAACAGUCGGACGUGGAGGCCCUGAAGAACAUACUGCCGCUGUGGCCCAAGUACUAUUUGAAUCUGGCCAGCGAUCCGGAGCACAAUGUCCGGGAACUCACACAGACGGUGCUGCAUUUGCUCAUGGCCAAGUGUAAGAAGGCGAUGGCUCCGUACCUCAAGCUGCUAGUGCCAGUUUGGCUGGGCAGCCGCUUCGAUACGUAUGCUCCUGCGGCCAGCAUCGCCAGUCAAUCCUUCCGAGACACGUUUGCGGGGAACGCUAACCGCACACGCGAAGUGUGCCUGCACUGUCAGGUGGAGAUCCUUGAGUACGCCACUCGCAACCUGACUUUCCACACAGCUGCCACUUUGUCAAUUGGGAAAAGUCUCACGCCAGAGGAGGCAGAACAGAAGUACCAGCGCGUCGUCAUCAGCAGCCUGAAAUUAUUGUCCUUCUUCAUGGAGAAGACGGAGGAUGAGGAGCUCAGCCAAGUUAAGGAGGCAUUCGUCACCCUUGUGACGCAUCAGAAGUUUUGGAGCUUUGGCAAGCACAAAGUGCCGCCCAUUAAAGCUGCUUGGUUUGAGUGUAUCUACCAUAUCCUGCAAUCGGUUUCCCUUUUGGAAGUCAUCUCGCCGCAAAAGUCGCAACUGACUACUCUCUGCUUCCAAUUUAUAGACGAUGCUGAUCCCGUCGUGGCUCCUCACAUAUGGGGAUGUGUUUUGCUUAUACAAAGUAACUACGAGGAUUGGUUUGUUCCGCUCAACAUUCGCAAGGCUCUCCUUCCCAAACUGUCGUCUCUGCUCCGCAGUGGCUUCAAUCGCAACGCCCAGGCUAUAUGUCCCAAUCUGCUGCCAUUUCUGUCCAAGAUUACACCAGCCUCACUCCAAGAUCUGGAUAUCUACGAGUUCUAUCAGCGCUUCUUUGACGACAUGAAACUGGCCGUCACGGAAAAAUUCGACCCCCCGCUUCCAAAAUCCGAUUGUACUGUUAUUCACGUUGCUUAUUUCGAGUGCCUCCGUUUUCUACUGCAGCAGAUUAACAACACCAAGGACCGAGAUCAGAAAGUGGAGGAAUUUGCCACUAGCUUACUUCAAAACAAUGUGCUGGAACCCAUUGGUUGGCUGCUGAAGAGCGACAGCGCGCAUGUGAAGAUAUUUUUCCAGCAUAGUUCUGCACUGGUAGCCUUUUGGGAUCGGCAGAUUAACCAUAAAUUAGAUAAUGGUGGCUUGUAUGCCAAGUUGCUGAACCAGUUCUGGACACGCAUCUUUGAGCUGGUCACCAAUGAUCUGGCUGCCGAAGACGUGAAUGAGCAGCUGCUGUCGCAUGUCUUGCUUUUGGUGCAGGAUCUGCACAUGGCUAAUCCCAGCCUGGAGACUCCUAGUGUGAAGUUUGUGGAGGAGGAAGGAAAGGUCGAAAAGAGCGAACCUACUACUCCAGUUAAAAAGGCUCAAGAAGCUGCGGCCUUUGUACAAAAGGAACUGAAACAGUUAGUUGUAAAGCUUGUUAAAAUCUGCCUGGACAAGGCUAAAAUCAGUGGGAGUGGUAAUUCCUCCUCGCGUUACAUUGAGCAAAUUCGCACCCUCACAAAAAUGUUCACCGAUGCUGCGUUCUACAAGAGUUUAACUGAUGUCGGAGAUUUGGGAGGAGCGCUCGAUAAAUUUGUUUCACUGCUGGGAAAUCUGAAUGAUGAUGAUUGCGAAUAUGUUGUAGAAAUCGUGUUUAAGAUUCUGCCGCUGCUGGAAUCGGAGAAACGCUUUGGUUAUAUUGAAAACAUCCUUAUGAAGCUUCCACAACAUCGCGUGCAAAACCUACUUCUCUACCGUCUGCUGUCUUAUCCCCUGUGCACAGAGCCCGCCGUGAGGCAGAUGCUCAGUGGUCCGGAAACUUGUGGCGUGAUUGCGCGGAUAGCGCAGGAGGUGGUGGUGGACAAUGAUCGAGAGAAGCUCAAUUUGCUUCACAAGUGCUUCUUUCAAACGGAUUCUGGAGACAUACUCAUCAAUGCUGAAACUGUGGAUAAAAUACUGCUGGCCAUGUGCGGGCCUUUAAAUCAGCCGGGUAUCGAUGAAAUGGUGGAAGUGUGUGGCAGCUUUAUUGCCCAGAUAAUGCCUGUGAUUUGCAGCAACGAUAAUUCUUCGUUGCGUGUGCGCCAUCAUAUCUUUCUCAAGUUGUUCAAAUUCAGUUUGGAGCAUCGACCGGAAGAUUAUUUGUCUGAGGAUACUCUGUGGGAAAUUACCACCUGCUGGCAGGAUGCACUGUCUAGUAAAGACAUUGAAAUCGAUAAUCAAAUGCUGAAGAGCUGUGCGGAAAUCGUGGAGGAUUUGGCGAACUCAUCUGAACUUAAAGCGGAGCAUCUUGAUGGUAUGGCUGAGGCAAUGGCCAAGUUUGUCAUAUGCUCUACGGAAAACAUUGAGGAUGAGAAGAAGCGCUUGGAACGCAUUGAUGAAACUAUAGCGGCUCUUCUGGAUUCCCCCCUAAAAACAUCUGAAAGAAUUCAGCAGUUUGAGAACCAUUGCGUGCUCCUGGAAGCUAUGCAAGGAUCUGUCAGUGCGGGAGUUCCCUUCGAAAGCGCUUCUCUGUCCAAAAUUGAAAUAUUACCAUUACUUCAACGUUGCACCCUCAACUUUGCCACAAUUUACAAGCUUGUGUACCAAUUCCCUCCGCCUCAAAACACAAACAAUCCUGAAGAUGAGUUGACCGAGGACUACUGUGAUCCGAAUGCGGAUGUGCUCAAGACUUGGAAUGAACCCUUGAUUGCUGAACUUCUACAGUGCAUUCGGGUGUCUGGCACUGCAGAGUGCUGGCUGGAAGUGUCAGAGUUGCAAUCUUGGUCGGAAGAACUAGUGCUGAUUCUGUCGGGGAAGGUUGAAAGCUUUAUGGGCAACAGCAGCGAUCUGGUUGGAAUAGUCAAAGAGCGUCUUCAGCUGUCUUCAGUGCAGCAGCCCAGCGUAGUAGGAUGUCGUCUCCUGAGUUACUUCGCAUUUUGUCCACAGUAUGCCGCUUUCGAAGAGAGUGCCAACAUUUUGCUGCACGAGGAUCUCUCCGAAUCUUUAGUGACACAGGGAGCUCUGAAGACCUAUGUGAUGGCACUACAGUUUCUUCUGCCAAAGCUUUCCCAAAAGGCUAUCAGUCUCAAUUCGGCCAUAAUGAGAACGGAACCACCCGAGAUUUGGGUUAAGGCAGCCGUUUUCCAUGCCCUACUCCUAAACAAUUUCGAAGCCGAGGUGAAUGAGCAAACAGAUCGCAAUAUCAUUGCAUCAGCCGUGCAGUUUAUGACAGGCAUAGGGGAAAAGCAAUCCAGCCAAAAGGAUUUACUCCAUUACAAUGUGGAAAUUCACAAGCAACCCUACGAAUCAGUUAUAGAUACGGUGGAGUUCAUCAAACUGCUUACCGAAGUUUUGAAACGGUUUCCCUACGAGCUGGGCAUAAAGAACUGGGAUGCCAUACGCAUUGGUCUCAGUUCUUGGGUGCUGUCUGUUUCCAAAUCCAUAGCUCAAUUCAAUGAUCCAAAGACUUCUCUUUUUGUGGUGGCUGUUUAUCAAUUGUUUGCCGCCUUGACUGAAUUCAUUCGUAUCGAGAAACAGAAGAGUUCAACGGAAUUACUCAAAAACAUGAUCGAUGAAUGGGAUUCUCUGUUUGCCAAGGAAGUCAAUGUGGUGCUCUUCAAGUCAUUUUAUCAACUGACUCACGAGACGAGUGUGGAGCCUGGAUUUCAGGCGUGCUAUGAAGCAUUACUGGAACGCCUAACGCCAGCCCUAGAACUGUUGGAUUACAGUUUUGUUUAUUCGUUCUGCAAGUCGAACAGUAAAAUCAGUUUGGACCACCUCUGCAAUUUCCUGUUCAAGCAGCUUUACAAUUCCCAGCACUCGGUUCGAUUGAGUGCUGUGCACUCUCUUCGCCAAUUAACCCCACAAUUUGUGGCCGACGACAUAGAAUUGAAUGAGAAACAAAGCGAGAGUCUGGAUACAACUACCUCGAUCUCGAAGUGGCAUUUCCUCAACCGUUUUGAGGACUAUCUGACCCGCUACGAUACCCUGAUACAAAAAUACCUGGAGGAGUUCACUUUUAAGCUGGCAGAGCUUGAGGAUCUUGAACCGAUAGACAGACACGAUGCACUAAGCUACCUUUUCUUAUGGGACUGCAUCAUCAAUGCUUGCGCUAAAUCUCCAGUUGCAUUACGAGCUGUGUACACCAAUUGGCUAAAUGAUAACAAAUAUGAAGAGAAUUUUUUACAUUUCCUCUUCCGAGCAAUGCCAGUGGACAUACUUAAAAAUCACGGGGCCAAGGUGCACAGCAAUGGAGUCUACAAGGAGCUCACUUGGACUCAGCUGAAGGAUCGUCAGCUGAGUCUGGAGCGAUAUGUCUGCCACCUGUACACGGAGGUGCUCCGCAAGUUGCCGGCCGUGGUGCGCAGAUGGUGGAACACCACACAAUCCAGACAGAAGAACUUUGUGGACAACCUCACCACCAACUACGUGAGUUCGCUGAUAUGCAGUGAGGAGCUCAAGGCGAUCGCAAAUCGCAAGGAGAAGCACGAGAAUAUGCAGGUUACCGUUCACUCCUCCACCCGCGAAGUGCUUGCGGUCUAUGCCAUCGACGAGGCGCGUAUGGAACUGGUAAUAACCCUGGCUCCCAAUUACCCACUCGGAGCUGUAAAGGUCGAGUGUGGCAAACAGAUCGGUGGACGAGCUUCUUCCCGGAAUGUGGGCAUGCAGCUUACCAUCUUCCUUACACAUCAGAAUGGCACCAUAUACGAUGGCCUGACAAUGUGGAAAAACAAUCUGGACAAGAAGUUCGAGGGCGUUGAGGAGUGCUAUGUUUGCUAUACCGUAAUCCAUCAGGACACUUGCCAGCUGCCCAAGCUCACGUGCAAGACCUGCAAGAAGAAAUUCCACGGACCUUGUUUGUACAAAUGGUUCACCACCAGCAGCAAGUCCACUUGCCCCAUUUGCCGCAAUGUCUUCUAGAUGGAAUACACCCGUGUGUAUAUGUAAUUAGCAGCUAAAUCUUAGUUGACAACACGUAUUAAGCAAAAGGCACAACCAAACCAUUCGAUGUAGGCAAUAGUUUCUGGUCUCUCAAAUUGUAAAUCCCCAAUAAUAAUAAAUUCGUACAAUGUUUAAAUGUUCUUAAUGAGAUGUUAAGUGCAGAGAUUUUA
Molecule: messenger RNA, 5476 nt
Organism: Drosophila rhopaloa
Lineage: Eukaryota; Metazoa; Arthropoda; Insecta; Diptera; Drosophilidae
Gene: Ltn1
Product: E3 ubiquitin-protein ligase listerin
Exons: 14
Coding region: 51-5285 (1744 amino acids)
Biological process (GO): rescue of stalled cytosolic ribosome; ribosome-associated ubiquitin-dependent protein catabolic process
Cellular component (GO): RQC complex; cytosol
Molecular function (GO): ribosomal large subunit binding; ubiquitin protein ligase activity
Source: RefSeq, a predicted model, not a curated record